AUGACCGUCUCAAUUCCCAAGACCAUGCGUGCUUUGCAGUACUCAAAGCCCAAGGAGCACAAGAUUGUUGAGGUUCCUGUGCCUGAGCUGCGUGAGAAUGAUGUCCUGAUCAAGGUCAAGGCCUGCGGUGUUUGUGGUACUGAUCUGCACAUCCACGAAGGUGAAUUCAUUGCAAAGUUCCCUCUCAUCCCCGGCCACGAGACCGUCGGUGUAGUCGCCGCCAUAGGGUCCAAGGUCAAGGACUUCCAGAUCGGCGAGCGAGUCGUCGCUGAUAACUCCGAGCUGUGCGGGACCUGCUUCUACUGCCGCCGAGGCGACGAGCUGUUCUGUGAGCACUUCGAGGCCCACGGUGUCACGAUGAAUGGCGGUUUCGCUGAGUACUGCGCCUAUCCCGCCGGCCGAGUCUUUAAGAUCAAGAACCUUUCCGACGUGGACGCAACCCUCCUCGAGCCCGCUUCCUGUGCCGCCCACGGUCUAGACAAGAUCGCCCCCAAGAUGGGCUCGUCCGUGCUGAUCUUCGGUGCUGGUCCCACUGGCCUGGUGUUGGCCCAGAUGCUCCGCCAGAAUGGUGGUUGCAAUGUUGUCGUCGUUGCUCCCCAGGGUCUGAAGAUGGAGUUGGCGAAGAAGCUCGGUGCCGGUGAUAAGUAUGUUGAGCUGUCGCGCGAGAAGCCGCAGGCUCAGUUUGACGCACUCAAGGCUGAGAACCCCUAUGGAUUUGAUAUCGUCGUUGAGGCGACUGGUAGCCAGAAGAUCCUUGAGGACUCGAUCCACUAUGUUCGUCGGGGUGGUAAACUUGUUGUGUACGGCGUGUACUCGAAUGAGACUCGGGUUUCGUGGCCACCAGCUAAGAUCUUCGGUGAUGAGAUUACUAUUCUCGGCAGCUUCUCUGAAACAUACAAGUUCCCUGCUGCUGUUGAUUACCUUGACUCCGGCAAGGUCAAAGUCGAGGGAAUUGUCAAUAAGGUGUACAGGAUUGAGCAAUGGGAGGAAUGCCUUGAGGCGAUGCGCAACAAGUCUGCCAUUAAGGCUGCCAUUGUGUUCGAUUAG
Molecule: messenger RNA, 1047 nt
Organism: Penicillium bovifimosum
Lineage: Eukaryota; Fungi; Ascomycota; Eurotiomycetes; Eurotiales; Aspergillaceae
Product: zinc-dependent alcohol dehydrogenase family protein
Exons: 5
Coding region: 1-1047 (348 amino acids)
Molecular function (GO): oxidoreductase activity; zinc ion binding
Source: RefSeq, a predicted model, not a curated record